GUGAGUCAAAAUUCCAGCCUGUUGCCAUUAAAUCCGCGGGUCCUGAAGAAGACGACAAGCUCUUAUCUUCGUACGACGCCUGUCCACGCUAUUCCGUAGACGUUGAAGAAAAUGGCCUUGGCGAAUACGAAAAGUUCAUUAAAGGCCAAGAAAUUCAGGAUGUGAUUAAAGCCAUUGAAAAACGGCUUCGUAUCAACGGAACGCUAUCUCUUACCUUCCAAGACGUGAACACCGUAAGGAAGCUUUGCGCUUUCGGAAUAAUGAAUCACAACGAUGACAGCUGGUGUGCGUUGUUGGAUAGCGAAAAUUUAAACGUACUAAACUACGCUAGCGAUUUGGAAAAGUACUAUGAGAAUUCUUUCGGAAACGAACUAAGCUAUAAGAUAAUUUGUGUCCUUCUUGGGGAUAUUACUGACAGCCUGGACGACUUUUCAAAAGGGACUAGCGAAUUUCGUGGGGUAUUUCGGUUCGCAUCUUCAGGAACGUUGUUUUCGCUUUUGACAAUGCUGGGUUUGUUCGAUAACGGUACGGCUUUGCGCGCAGAUAAUUUUAAGCAGAGCAGUAAUCGGAAGUUUCCGUCAACCUUCGUGCCGAUGUCGGCUAAUAUCGCCUUGGUUUUAUACACUUGUAACUCGACGGAAGUAAACGGCAAAAAACCUGAUCAUAAGGUACAGGAACGUGUAUUCAGAAUAACUUUAUUUAUACUGGAUAGCUUUAUCUGUUCUAAACUGUUCUCUCUAGAGAUCCAGUAAGAAUCAUCUUCACUGAUCCAGUGUUACCACAGGAGGAAACCUAAACUAAAUUAACUUUAUUUAUACUGGAUAGCUCUAUCUGUUCUAAACUGUUCUUUCUAGAGGUCCAGUAAGGAUCAUCUCUUAUUGAUCCAGUGUUACUACAGGAGGAAACCUAAACUAAACUAACUUUAUUUAUACUGGAUAGCUCUAUCAGUUCUAAACUGUUCUUUCUAAAGGUCCAGUAAGGGUCAUCUUUUAUUGAUCUAGUGUUACUACAGGAGGAAACCUAAACUAAACUAACUUUAUUUAUACUGGAUAGCUCUAUCAGUUCUAAACUGUUCUUCCUAGAGGUCCAGUAAGGAUCAUCUCUUAUUGAUCCAAUGUUACUGCAGGAGGAAACCUAAACUAAACUAACUUUAUUUAUGUUGGAUAGCUCUAUCAGUUCUAAACUGUUCUUCCUAGAGGUCCAGUAAGGAUCAUCUCUUAUUGAAUUGAUCCAGUGGUACUACAGGAGGAAACCUAAACUAACUUUAUUUUAUAAACUUUUAGGUUCAGAUUUUGGUCAAUGAGAAACCAGUGGGUCUACCGUGUUGUCAAGGAAACCUAAACUGCAGUCUUGACGAUUUCCUGACGUAUUUUAAAGACGCUGUAGACACUUGUGAUUUCGAUACAAUGUGUGCCCUGUCGAGCACUCCAAAGGCGUUUGGUUCCAUAAUUCGCCCUGAUAUAUUGCUAAUGGAGAUCAUUUUGAUUGUUGCAUUUAAAUUAUCAAACUAA
Messenger RNA from Paramuricea clavata, 1511 nucleotides. NCBI's taxonomy places the organism in Eukaryota, Metazoa, Cnidaria, Anthozoa, Malacalcyonacea, Plexauridae. The record is from the annotation of a GenBank genome assembly.